ACUCAGUAUUUGUUAAACGCUAAAAUUGAAACAUGCCGUUUACGUGUGAUAUUUCGGCGUCUCCCGUUAUGGAUCCCUCCACAAUAUUCAAUAAUAUAACAUCUUACAGUUUUCUUCGCUAUCUCCCCACCGAAGAGGCUGCACAAACGUUUUGCCAUCUUGUGGGGCUCGUGCCUCAUCCGGACCUAACUGGUUUCUUUCCGCCAUGUCCUAAGUGCGGAGGCACUAUGCGGAAGGAACCGGCUCCAUCUGACAGGUUCGGAUUCGUCUACCGCUGUGAAAAAGUACAGCAGAAAAAGAAGAUGAGGAGGCGGACUGGCGGCACCGUCUUCAGGGCCAUGUGCACUGGUUCCCUGUCUUGCACCCACAACACCUUUUUCGAAAGGACACAGCUGACAGCCCAAGAGGUAUGACAUUUGAAGUCGCUCGCGAAACGUGAUCGCAGAAUCGGCGGUUUCUUUUUCUCUGGGUCACGUUACGCUAUGCAUUUCUGU
Messenger RNA from Centruroides sculpturatus (bark scorpion), 494 nucleotides. RefSeq lists its product as uncharacterized. Bases 33 to 413 code for a protein of 126 amino acids. The record is from RefSeq and is a predicted model, not a curated record. Lineage: Eukaryota; Metazoa; Arthropoda; Arachnida; Scorpiones; Buthidae. The transcript is spliced from 2 exons.